Molecule: messenger RNA, 933 nt
Organism: Panicum virgatum (switchgrass)
Lineage: Eukaryota; Viridiplantae; Streptophyta; Magnoliopsida; Poales; Poaceae
Exons: 1
Coding region: 1-933 (310 amino acids)
Source: RefSeq, a predicted model, not a curated record
AUGGCUGGAACAGAGGCCCUCGGCGCCAACGGCAGCAUACCUGCUGCGGCGAACGGCAGCAUGCCUGCCGCUGGGAACGGCAGCAUGCCUGCCGCCAGCGACGUCAACGUCCACGACGUCGUCCCGCCUGCGCCACCUCUGAUCGUCCACCCCUACGCCACCGUUUCUGUCAAAGCCCAUGUCCCGGUGACCUUGGAGAUGAAGAACUCCAACUACACCAAGUGGGCAUCCCUCUUCAAGUCGAUGUGCGGCAAAUUCGGCCUCAAAUCGCACAUUGACGGAUCUUCCCCUCCACGCCCCGAGGAUCCUCAAUGGGAUCAAGCAGACUGCUGCGUGCGGAUGUGGAUCUACGGCUCCGUUGAUGACUCCGUCCUCGACCUCGCCAUGGAAGGCGACGACCAGACAACGCGCGCCCUCUGGUCGGCGAUUGAGCGCCUCUUCCGCGGCAACAAGGAGUCGCGGGCGAUCUUCCUUUCGCACGAGUUCCACUCCAUCAAGCAAGGCGACUCCAUCUCUGACUACGCCAAGCGGAUGAAGAAAGCCGCUGACUCCCUCCGCGACGUUGGCCAUGGCGUCCCCGAGUCGCAGCUCAUGCUCAACCUCCUCGGCGGCGUCAAUGAGCGCUUCACCAACACCGCGGACGACAUCGCCAACUCCGCUGUCCUCCCCGACUUCGCGCGCGCCCACGACAUGCUGGCCCUCAAGGAGCUUCGGCUCGCCAAUGGGGAUCGUGUCGCAGCUGGGACCGCCCUCGUCGCCAGCGCCUCGGGAUGCACCUCCCCGGGCGGGUGCCGCUCGUCCUCUUCUGGCGCCGCGCACGGCGGAUCUGGCGGUCGCUCCGGCGAGCAGAAGAAAGGAGGAGGGGGCGGCAGCGGCUACUCGGGCGGAGGGAAGAUAGGGCAAACGCCGUGGCCAGCAGGCUGGUUACCCUAA